Molecule: messenger RNA, 3267 nt
Organism: Uloborus diversus
Lineage: Eukaryota; Metazoa; Arthropoda; Arachnida; Araneae; Uloboridae
Gene: GCS2alpha
Product: neutral alpha-glucosidase AB-like
Biological process (GO): N-glycan processing; carbohydrate metabolic process
Molecular function (GO): carbohydrate binding; alpha-glucosidase activity
Source: RefSeq, a predicted model, not a curated record
GGUUAUUCGGUGGUGCUUGUUCCUUCGGCGGCAGACUUUGCCUUUCACCUUAAAUUUAUGUCCCCAUGGCCACGUAUAAAUGGUAUAUUUGGAUUAUUCAACUUUUUAUCAUAUUGAACAUUCAAGCCUUAGUAAAUUGUGUAGACAGAGGAAACUUCAAAACAUGCGAUCAAAGUGGUUUUUGCAAGCGCCAUCGCAGUAUCACUCCUGGUCACUCCCCCUAUUACUUGGAGAUGAGCAGCUUCAAAAUCUAUGAAACUAGUCUUGAAGGUAUUAUUGUUAAUUCCCAAAAUGGUAUCCAGCUUAAAUUUGACUUAAUAGUUCUGAAAGACAACUCGAUGCGCUUCAAGAUCAAGGAACUGAAUACUAUUCGACACAGAUUUGAAGCGCGGGAAGCUCUCGUUGACAGGAUUGAAGAAUCAAAGUUAGAAGUAAUUUCUCAAGAUUCAGAGAAAAUAAUCCUUACAUUUGGUUCUAAUAAAGUUAUUCUUAAUGGCAGUCCUUUUAGAAUUGAUAUUUUUUCUGGUGAUCAACUCGUUAUAAGUGCAAAUGCUCGUGGAUUAAUGAAGUUUGAACAUUAUCGUCCAAAAUCUAAUCCGAAACCAACUGAAGAAGGAGAAGAGCAGAAUGAAAUACAACAGCAGCAGCCUCCAGUACCCCCUGAAGAAGAACAGUUUAAAGAUACACUAUGGGAGGAGACAUUCAAAGGGCAUACAGAUUCUAAACCAUAUGGUCCUUCUUCGGUUGGAAUGGAUUUUUCAUUCGUUGGAUUCAAGCAUGUUUAUGGCAUACCAGAACAUGCUGAUGUUUUCCCCUUAAGAACAACCAAAGGAACAUCUGACCCGUAUCGUCUAUAUAACUUGGAUGUAUUUGAAUAUGAUCUUAAUAAUCCAAUGGCUAUUUAUGGCUCAAUACCAUUUAUGGUGGCUCACAGUGAAACUCAGACUGUGGGAUUACUAUGGCUGAAUGCAGCAGAAACCUGGGUUGAUGUUGAAGCAUCUUCAAACCAGGGUGUUGUAUCCUCUAUUGUGGACUUUGUGAAGGGCAAUACCCAAAUCCCGCAGCAAGAUUCUCACUGGAUUUCGGAGAGUGGCAUAAUUGAUGUAUUCUUCCUGCUCGGCCCAGGACCUAAAGAUGUCAUGUUCCAGUAUGCUAAAUUAACAGGAGUUACACCCUUGCCUCCUCUAUUUUCUUUGGGUUAUCACCAGUGUCGAUGGAACUACAGAGACCAAGAUGAUGUGAGGAAUGUGGAUGCUGGUUUUGAUGAAAAUGAUAUUCCCUAUGAUGUUCUAUGGCUGGAUUUAGAUCACACCCAUGACAGAAAGUAUUUCACAUGGGAUCCCUACAAGUUCCCUGAUCCCAUAGCAAUGCAAACCAACUUGACUGCCAAAGGUCGUAAGAUGGUCACUCUAGUUGAUCCCCACAUCAAACGAGAUAACAACUAUUACAUUCACAAGGAAGCCACGGACAGAGGAUUCUAUGUCAAAAACAAAGAGAAUCAAGAUUACGAAGGCUGGUGCUGGCCUGGGGCCUCUGGAUAUCUAGACUUUCUGAGUCCUGAAGUCAGGGACUGGUGGUCAUCAAAGUAUGCCUUGGACCAGUACCAGGGAUCUACCCUGUCCUUGUAUACUUGGAAUGACAUGAAUGAACCCUCAGUGUUCAGUGAGCCUGAGGUUACAAUGCCUAAGGACUGUAAGCAUGUUGGAGGCUGGGAGCACAGAGAUAUUCACAACAUGUAUGGUUUUCUGAUGGUAAUGGCAACAUAUAAAGGUCAUUUAAUGCGAAGUGGUGGAGCUCAAAGGCCAUUUAUUCUUUCAAGAUCUGUGUUUGCUGGAUCUCAAAGAUAUGGAGCUGUUUGGACUGGAGAUAAUAUUGCGGACUGGAAUCAUCUGCAAAUAUCAGUGCCAAUGAUUUUGAGUCUGAGCAUUGCUGGCAUGUCAUUUUCAGGAGCUGAUGUUGGUGGUUUCUUCAGAAAUCCUACACCUGAACUAAUGCUUCGGUGGUAUCAGGCUGGUGCUUACCAACCUUUCUUCCGUGCUCAUUCUCACCACGAAACAAAGAGACGAGAACCUUGGCUCUUUGAAGGGGAAUACCGAACUGCUAUUCGAGAUGCCAUUCGAGCGCGGUAUCCAUUGCUGCCCUUGUGGUAUACGCUUUUCUAUGAAAAUGAAAGAACUGGAGUACCCCCGAUGAGACCAGUUUGGAUGGAAUUUCCAACAGAAACAAUCACUUUUGAUAUGAAUGAUGAAUACAUUAUAGGAUCAUGUCUUCUUGUUAGGCCUGUUUUGGAAGAAUCAGUUGUCAAUGUGAACGUCUAUUUCCCUGGAACAAAUGAGGUUUGGUAUGAUAUCAUCACCCACGAAAAAUAUGACGGAGGUCAAUCUGUUUCAGUCUCGGCUCCAUUAAGUAAAAUUCCUGUUUAUCAACGAGGUGGAACGAUAAUUCCUAAAAAGGGAAGAAUAAGAAGAAGUUCAUCACUCACAUACAAUGAUCCAUAUACAUUAGUCAUAGCAUUGGAUAAGUCAGGUACUCAUGCCAAUGGAACAUUGUAUAUAGAUGACUUCAAUUCAUUUAAAUACAGAGAAGGAAACUUCUUACUACUUAAAUUUAGCUUUGAAAAAAAUAUAAUUAGUUCCAAAAUUUUAGAAGGCAAGUUCAAGACAAGUGCUUGGCUAGAAAAAAUUAUCAUCGUGGGGCUAGAAAAAGCUCCUAAAUCUAUUAUACUUUUUAAUAAAAACUCUAAAACAGAACUUAUUUCUAAAUAUGAUGAAAAUCAACAUCUUUUAACUAUACGCAAGCCUGGAGUUAAUAUUGGGGAAGAAUGGAAGAUAACUCUCUAAACGUUUUCUUAGGUUUAUUCAAAUUUGUAUUACACAAGAAAAAUCAACUUAUCUUUCAUCUCCACGAAGGAACAAACACAAAACUGAGGUGUUAUAUUAUUUGAAAAAUCACAAGUUUUUGUAACUGAAAAAAUUUGUUAAACUUUUCUUCUUGCUGUGUACAUGAUAUGCAUUUUAAAGUUUAUUAUCUGAUAAGUUGAGAAAGCUUUUCUUCAUGCACAGAAAAAAAAUAAAUAGGAAAAAAAAAAGAAACAUGCUUCAUAUUCAAAUUGAUAGUGUUGAACUCAAUGCCUUAAAGCUUAAACUCGGAUUAUUCCUAAUAGAUGUUUUGGAAUUAUUAUUUUUUUUAAUUACUUUUUUUAAACAUAAUUUUCUGUCCAAAAAUGCAGUGCUGUCUAAUCUUGCCAUAGUGAAUUUUGAAAGAUUG